AUGGGGCUGCUCACCGACCUUCGUGGUGACUUUUUAGACCGUAUUAUGCAAGAACAUGUUCUGGUUUUUGUAACUCCUGAUGUUGACGGUGUGUGUGCGUGGCGGAUCCUUCGGUUUAAUUAUGUGGUUCUUGUAAAUUGUGGUGCAAACUUCGAUAUCCUGAAAAUACUCGAAGCUCCUGCCCAGAGCAUAUUUUUCAUUUGUGACAGUCACCGGCCUAUUCAUGUCAACAACUACUACAACCAGAGGCAGGUUCAUCUAAUCACUCUAAACGAGAACACGGAAGACAUACCAAAAUUUGAAGACAUCUUCAAUGAUGAUACGAUGGACGAAGUGGAGAGCGAAAAUGAAGAAGGCAGUAGAAAUGUAGAGGACAAGGAGGGUCGUCAACGCAGUAACCUUCGGGCUGCGGAGAAACGAAUUAGCCGAAGAAAGUGGGAGCGUCGGAAAGAAGAAAUCUUGAUUGAGUACGAAAGCUUCUCCUACUACGCUGCAGCCUCUGCUGUGGUCCUUUUCGAUAUCGCUUGGAAACUCUGUCAGGACAACCUUGACCUUCUCUGGUGUGCAAUUGUGGGGCACGUAAGCCAGACUAUGUUGUUUAAAUCCAAUCGGGAGCACUACAUCGAACAGAUCGACACUCUUCACAGCCACGUGAACCGCUUGAGUCAUUCAAAAAACCCCAUCGCUGGGGACUCCGAUAGUUUCAGUCAAAGCAUUGACAUCAACUUUGAGGAGGAGCUUGCACUAUGGCUGUAUCGUCACUGGAGUUUGAAAGAUGCUCUCGAGACUACCAUACUUACAUCAACCCGUUUUAAACUCUUCACAGAGGGUGGUUACAAACGCUUACAGGAGUUCCUGGCUAGCAUAGGUCUAUCUCAUCGCGAUUGCUCUCAAAAGUAUUCCACAAUGAGCACUCAGAUAAAGGAUAACUUGAACUCUCUGUUUCUACAGUUUGGAGAAAAAUUUGGCAGUCUCACGCGGUCUGAGAUGUUCCUGCCAUCCUUCAUCCUGCGCCUCUCAUAUAAGACUCCUCUUUCAGCAAUGGACUCGUUUUGGUUAAUACUUGCAGCACUUGAGUGUCAACCCAAUAAGCAUCCUGUCGAAGGUUUUCACACUGCUGCGGAGAUUCUUGCUUCGUGGUCAAUGGAAUCCCUGGGGGACUGGAUGGAAAACCUGCAGGAUCAACUGCGAAAUCUUGUAGGACAGGUUCGAGCUGUCCUCGAUACUGAUGAAGUGGUUGCUUUUGGACCCUUCCUCUACGUAUACGUGGCUAAGAGUUCUCUCCUCUCAUUGAGCUUCCGAAACCCGCAAUUUGUUGGUAUCUUGGCGCGCUACAUCCUCACUGCAAAGGCAACCAUGCGUGUCAGACUGGGUAGGAACAGACGCACAGCCCAAAUGCCUCUGGUGUUGUGCCUGGACAGCAGAUACGAUGAAAACUAUAUCUUCGUCAUCGGAAUUCCUCCGCUACAAGGGGAUGAUGAUAGGAAGUUCGAUAAUGAACUUUGGUUAAUUGUAUUUAUUUUUCCCAGUUUAUUUGGUCAGGCUUUUGAUGCUUCUGUGAAACGAACAAAGGUGCGGGGCGAUUUCAGGCACUUUGACUCGAAUUGUGAGUUGUAA
Hydatigera taeniaeformis is the source of this 1617-nucleotide messenger RNA. The record is from the annotation of a GenBank genome assembly. Lineage: Eukaryota; Metazoa; Platyhelminthes; Cestoda; Cyclophyllidea; Taeniidae.